Molecule: messenger RNA, 228 nt
Organism: Cylindrotheca closterium
Lineage: Eukaryota; Bacillariophyta; Bacillariophyceae; Bacillariales; Bacillariaceae
Source: the annotation of a GenBank genome assembly
AUGAAUUUGAACAAGCUUGUUGGGAAACGCAUUUUUCCUAAUGCAAGGUUCCCACUAUCUGAAGUGCAUAACAAGGACGUAUGCAAGUUGGCUGUGGGGUCAGAUUUGGUGAGAUCAAAGUUUCUAAAUGACCUGAAGCUUGACAAAGUCCCAUCAGAUAGCUUGGUGGUCAAUCUUCUGGAAAAGGACACUGGUGCAACUGUUGGAUACAGGAGUUGUGGUUGUUGA